AGGGCGGCUGUUGUUCGCGGUACCGCGUCAGAUGGAGCCGGCGGCCUGUUCCCGGCAGUGUUUUGGAAUGCAAGACAGGUUACCCAACAAGAAAUCACACUUGGGUCUGGAGCAGAUCUCAGUACUGGCUGCAUUAGGCAGAACAUUUCUUGGCUCUAAAAGGUGCUACAAGUUCAUUGUGGAUGACACCACUGGAGAAACAGCUGUGAUUUGUUCUGCAUUCCGACUUCUGGAAAAUCUACAGCUGGAUUGUCCAGUUGGACAGUUAUUGAAUGAAGCUGUACAAACACAAUACAAGCAAUACAAAUUGGGAACAACCACCCUGCUUUUCCUUGCUGGAUCUUGGAGUAAAGCUGUCCUAAAUUGUAUAAGACAAGACAUUCCCAUUCCUGUCAUAGUAUCUGUGAUGUAUGAAGCACUAGAACAUUGCUUUGAGGUUCUAAAAUCAUAUCAGAUACCCAUUGAUAGCAUUUUAAAAGUCUCCUGCUGUCAACAGAAGUCACAAACAAGUAAAUCAUGUACUUUGUCUAAGUCUAGUAUAUGUUUGGAUGAAAUGUAUUCAGUAGUAAAGGGAACAACGCAGACAACAAUUUCAAUUCAAGGCAAUUCCACAAAAAACAAUGUGGGGUGUUUUUCAAGUCGUAUAAUUGCAUGUGCCUCUUCAGACCAAUGUAGGGAAAGCUCAAUGCACAAAGAAUUAAAAUCAAAAGUAAAGAUGAGCCGGUACUUCACAACGCCUGAAAGCAAGAAACAAGAAGAAACUUUGCUGACUUCAUCAAGCAGUUUUCAAAUGGAUUCCUUUCUGUCUACAUCUGACUAUGUCAAUUUUACAGCUCUGGCUUUAUCAUUGAGCCAUGGAAAUGAGCAGAUGAUGCAGUUGGCAGUAGAAUCCUAUAAAAUUCAGACUCAAAAUUUAGUAGCAGAAAAUGCUUGCAGAACUUUCCCUGAAUUGGAUGUUGGGAAGCUAGUUACGUAUUUCUUUCCUGGACUGCCUGAGUGCCAUUCUUGUGUUAGUCCAGGUUUAAUUGUAUUAGUCUCAGCAGAGCAAUCCAUGAUUGUCAAGUGUCUGGCAGAUUUGCCCCUGCAUACUAUACUUAUAAAUGGAGAUUUAACUGAAACGUACCAUCAUCCAGGUUUCAACAGGAUUUCAAAUAUCACUGUGGUUAAGCAGACUGUCAAGGUUAAAAGUUUAGAUGAAGAAUGGUUAGAUAUAGCAAUAGAUAUACUUAAUAAAUUUCACAUUAAUUUAAUUCUGGUAAAGGGAAUAACAUCUCCACAUUUAAUGGAUAAGUGUUUGCAAGAAAAUAUUUUGAUAAUUCAGGAAGUGAAGGACUCUGUGAUUCAGGGCUUUGCAGAGGCUAUGGGAGCUAUCACUGUAAGUUACAUUACACAAGUAAAUGAACAUUGUGUAGGAACUGGAGCACAUUUAUGUUUCUGGAAAACUAAAAAUGCACCAAACUCGGAAGAUAAAAUUGCUGUGCAGAUAAAUACAUUUAAAACUUCUGUACUCUCAGUAGUGCUUUGUAGCCCUUUAAGUUGCAAGCUGCAGACAAUGGAAGAUCAAUUCUGGACUUGUGCAUAUCGUUUAAACCAUGCUCUUCGUGAGAGACAAAUACUUCCUGGUGCAGGAGCCACUGAACUUCUGUGUCUUCAGCAUCUCAAACAGUUAAUAUUGGAAGCAAAGACUUUUAAACCAGGAACUGAUGAACAGUGUUCUUCAUGGUUUGCAGACACAAUACUUUAUAGAUCACAGGUCUUACAAUCCUUGGCUGAUGGCUUAGUUGAGUAUCUUGUUACUGCCUUGUUUAAUACAGGCAUGUAUGUAACGUCACUGGAUGCUUUGGCAGAAGUGCAGAAGUGCCUUCACAGCGGUAUUGGGUUAUUUCCUAUCAUUUCAGAGGUAUCAAGGCAGCAUGUGAAUCUUGGUAUACCAAGCAUGUCUGAUUCUACCAGUCUAAAUGAAGACAGCUUUGAGUAUAAGGUUCAUGAUAAUGUCAUUGUCAAACUGGAAGCCUGGAGAAGGGCUUUGAAUUUAGUGCUAUUGAUACUGCAGGCAGAUGCUGAAAUCAUUACAGGCCACGAAUCUAAAACUUCAGCUGAUAGAAAAUUUGAUUUCCUUAACUCUUUUAUAUCAGUUUGAACAAAAUGUUCUGUGAAAAAGCAAUUCAGCUUGGAUCUGGAUUAAUAUGAAUAAAUGGUAUACUCUUAAUCAUUUGCAUAUCCCCUUUGAGCACUUUUGAUAUUUACAUUUUACAGGAAGUUCUGUGUCAGACCACCAUCUUUUACCUACAUAAGUGCAUACCAAACUCUGCAAAGGUACCUAAAUGCAGAAGUCCUGAAGUUGCUGACAUGAUCUACCCAGUGAAUCAGUCUGUAGGGUAUAUGUCAAUUUUAUUUUAAUUUUUUCAUUGAGUAUUUCCAUUCCAUAAUGAUGCUGAAUAACAUUGACAUCCGAAGCCUUGAAAAAAACUUAGGCCAUUGAUAAUGUGAGAAUGUGGCUUUACUGCCUGUUGGAUAUCUUCUUAGUAGGUUCGUAGACAAGUUUAGAUUUAUAAGAAUCAUGCAGCAUAAAAACAGGUCCUCUGCCCUCUGGGUCCACACUGACCAAUAAUAAUGAAUUUGCAUAUAUCCUGCUUUUUAUACUCCUAACAGUCCCUUCAACACCAAUAAGUCUCAAUCACACCCAUACACCAUGAAGAACAAUUUAUAAUAGGCAAUUAACCUAGAAACUAAUACUUCCUUGGGAAGUGUGAGGAAACCAGAACAUCUGGAGGAAAUCCAUGCUGUCAAGGGAGAACCUGGGAACUCCACACUCCACACCAAAGGACAGGAUUGAAUCCAAGUCGAGGAGCUGUGAAGCUCUGUCAGUGUGCAGUCCUUGUUCUGGCUUAAUUAAGCCUCUCAAGACAUGGGCAACACACAGGGCACUGCUGAUUGGGUACACAAGACUUUUGUUGAGCAAGUUCAUCUUCCUGGUUGUACUUAAAGUAAAUGUGGGUCAAAUGGGUAUUUGACCAGUGAGUGCAGAUAUGGGCCUUUCUUGUCAGAAUGGGAGUCUAGGUUUUAUAUCACUGUCCUAAAAUGGGGUUUUGGAACCUUCAAACCUAUUGCAUCGGAUUUGGUUAUUUGGUAACUGUAAUCUUUGCAUUUAAUUAUACUGUACAAACUUUUAGAUAUAAUUAAAAUAUUGAUAACUAGUAUUCAUUUUAUAAGAUGCACUAUGCAAUUUUGUAUAGUCAGUUACACUUGCACAAGAUUGAAUGUUUAUGUAAAGGAAACAAGUAAUUGAAUCAUUGAGUGAUGUUCUCCAAAGGACUCUAAACGUGUGAAAUUGAAUGAUUUUAUAUUGACGUCAUUAGUUUAGAUACUAAGAGCGCAAUCAAUUAGGCAAUUUAUUUUAAUUUAUAGAUUUAUUUUUCCAUACUGACAACAAAGUAAUAACAUUUUAUUCCUGUGUUUUAAACAUUACAUGUUGCCUUUGAAUGAAACAGCUGAUUCGUGUGAAAAUCUACAUUAUUACCAUUAAGUUGGAUGCUGAUGGCUGAUGCACAAAACUAUAUUUGUUAAAUUAUACAAGACAAAGAAGAGUGAGGAAAAAGCAUAAGCAGACCACAAAGAACAUCCUAUAGGAUCAAGAGAUAUAAAGAUUAUUAGAUUUUCUAUUCCUCAUGUGUGUGUCUGUUUACAGCUACUCAUCAUUUGCAAUAUCUGUUGUGUGAUUUUAGAAGAUCCGCUUGAUGACUAUCAAUUUCAGGCAAUAAAAUUGCUAUUUGAAUUCGUGAUGGCUAAGUAUUGCAUACUCAGAGCAUUACUAGAGCAAUCUCUAUUAAGAUAUGUACAAUAUUUCAUUGAUUUGAACAAAGUGUUCCAAUUUCAUUUUCUUCGGUUAUAUGUUAAU
Molecule: messenger RNA, 3898 nt
Organism: Mobula hypostoma (lesser devil ray)
Lineage: Eukaryota; Metazoa; Chordata; Chondrichthyes; Myliobatiformes; Myliobatidae
Gene: bbs12
Product: Bardet-Biedl syndrome 12
Exons: 2
Coding region: 32-2140 (702 amino acids)
Biological process (GO): photoreceptor cell maintenance; chaperone-mediated protein complex assembly
Molecular function (GO): ATP binding
Source: RefSeq, a predicted model, not a curated record